UCCAAAAUCCACCAAAAAUAAAACCAAAAACCCAUCCACCCCCCAGAAUUCCGACGCCACUCGCCGGCCGCCGGAGCGAGCGACGCCCAACAGCACCUUCAGCAACCCGAGCCUCCCCAUCUCCACUCAACCCAUCACGCUUUGCCGCCAUCCGCCGCCGGCGCUGCGCCGCUUGCUCGUCGCCUCCCGGAGCAGGCCCGGGGGGACCACCGGGAACACCACUCCGUGCCUGGUGGUGUCUUCUCUUCGCUCCUCUUCCAGCUCUCCGGUUCAACCGCGCGCCGGAGCGGGGUUGAGGAAUCCAGAUGCUGUUCUGUUGCCCUCUCUCGCCCCCACUAUUCCAGCCGGGCAGCAUCUCGCGGAGGAUACGCAGCUCCGGCGAGCACAAGAGCAAUAAGAAGGUCGAGCACCAAUACUCCAGGGCGCAAUCUUCCGGGGCUAAGGUACAAUCUUUCCGUCCGGAAACGCACCCAGCUGAUGGCUACUGCCCUCCGGAGCAAGACCCUGAGGCGGACUCGGCAGGUUCCCCGGACGUCGAUGCGCUGGCCUCCAGGUUACCUUCUUGCGGCAGCGUGGCUGAUGUCCGGAAAGUGCACGGCGUUGCCUUGCGGUCUCCUGAUGCUCCUCGGAUUCUUGUGGCCAAUAAUUUGAUCAGCUCCUAUGUGAGGUUCAGAGAGAUUUCAGACGCGAGAAAGGUGUUCGAUGGAAUGACCGAGAGGAGCGUGGUGUCGUGGACGGCCAUGAUGAAUGGGUACCAGAAAUCAGGCGACUACACCGAGGUCGUCAGGCUUUUCUUGGACAUGGUACGCAGUGGAGUGCGAGGUAACAGCUUGAGUUUUGUUUGCCUGUUGAAAUCCUGCGGCGGACAGCGCAAUGCUAAGCUAGGGCGGCAGGUUCACUGCUGUGUUGUGAAAGGAAGGUGGGGAAAUGUGAUAGUUGACAGUGCCCUCGUUCACUUCUAUGCUCAGUGCGGUGAUCUUGCCAGUGCUUUGAUGAUGUUUGACAAGAUGGCGUCCCGGGAUGUCAUCUCGUGGACAACAAUGAUCACGGCUUAUGUGCAGCAGGGGCGCGGGGAUAAAGCCCUUCAGAUGUUUCCAGAGAUGGUCUCGGAAGGAUUUCUCCCUAAUGAGUUCACUGUGUGCAGCAUCCUCAAGGCUUGCGCAGAGGAGAAGGCUUUACGAUGCGGGAAGCAGCUGCAUGGUGCCGUUGUCAAGAAAUUGUACAAAGAUGACAUCCAUGUCGGCAGUGCUCUUGUUACCAUGUAUGCCAGAAACGGCGAAGUGUUUGAUGCUCAGGCAGUGUUUGAUAUGAUGCCCAGAAGAAACACCAUUACAUGGACUUCUUUGAUUUCUGGCUAUGCGCAAAGUGGCCAUGGUGAAAAGGCUAUCUUGUUGUUUCGACAGAUGAAGAUGCGCCAAGUGUCUGUUAACAACCUCACCAUUGUUGGUCUUCUUAGUGCAUGUGGCUCUGUACGAUCGCUCUGUCUGGGUAAGGAACUGCAUGCACAUAUAAUAAAGAAUUCCAUUCAAGAGAAUCUUCAAAUUGGGAGUACGCUUGUUUGGUGCUACUGUAAAUGUGGAGAGUAUACGUAUGCUGCACGAAUUCUAGAAGAAAUGCCUGACCGCGAUGCUAUCUCCUGGACAGCUAUGAUUUCGGGCUACAAUAGUGUUGGUCAUAGUGCUGAAGCUCUUAAAUCGUUAGAUGAUAUGGUAUGGGAUGGUGUGACACCAAAUACCUACACCUAUUCCUCAGCUUUGAAAGCAUGUGCAAAACUCGAGGCUCUGCGAGAUGGAAGGAGGAUUCACGGUGUUGUUAACAAGACUCCUGCUUUCUUAGAUGUCUUUGUGGGAAGCUCAUUGAUAGAAAUGUAUAUGAGGUGUGGCAAAGUUGACGAAGCUCGACGAGUCUUUGACGCCAUGCCAGAACACAACCUGGUAACAUGGAAAGUGAUAAUUACAGGGUUUGCUCAGAAUGGCCUCUGUGAAGAGGCUUUUAAGUACAUGUACCUGAUGCAGCAAGAAGGACACAAUGUUGAUGACUUUAUGCUUUCCAAAGUUCUGACAUCAUGUGGCAAUCUUGACUGGGAGUCGGAUGACAUCUCUCUAUCUGGCUCGACUACUGGUUCAGUUGGAUAGGUUAAUAUUCCAGUCAGAGCUAAAUUCUGGUGCUCCUGGGCAGGUUCUCAGGACAGCCCAAGAAGUUUGAUUGCAUGAGGACCUAUACGCAUUUGUCAAUGGUACCAAGCUGAGGGGGAAGUGGAUGCAAACGAUACCAAAGCAAUUGGGGAAGGGAGUAACAAGAUUUUUUUUUGUGCAUGUUGGUCCCAAGAUUGACACUCGUGCUGAACCAAAGACAGAAGGUUGUGGAUCCACUUGUAAGCUUGCGAGGGAAGAAGAUAGUGGUUUGUGAGAGAAGGUCAAAGGGAGGCAGUAAUUUAUUUAGUAAACGGUCUUGCCUUCAAGAAAGAAGGGGUGCUAAACGCCGGAAUGGGGAACAAAAACUUCAGUGGACAUCUGCUGUGACAGAUAAUACACUUUGGAUGGCCUGGUUGUGCAAAAUCAACAGAAAUUAUGAUUAUAUAAACAGAUUGUGCUAGUAUCCUAGUAGUACAGGUACAAUACUGCUACAUUGAGGGAACCUCCACUAACCAUUUUCUUUUGAUUCCCUUUGAAGCCAUGUAUACCAUCAAUAGCUUAACUAGAUUAAUUACAUACAGAUUUUGUUGUGUUC
This is a messenger RNA of Lolium perenne, 2730 nucleotides long. Its product is annotated as pentatricopeptide repeat-containing protein At4g18520, chloroplastic. Gene Ontology annotation, biological process: RNA modification. Gene Ontology annotation, cellular component: intracellular membrane-bounded organelle. The record is from RefSeq and is a predicted model, not a curated record. Gene Ontology annotation, molecular function: RNA binding; protein binding. Lineage: Eukaryota; Viridiplantae; Streptophyta; Magnoliopsida; Poales; Poaceae.